AUGACCUCUCCCAAUCCAGCCGACCAUCCGCUGCCCAUAUCGCCAGAUCCCAAUACUUCCCCUAACACCACCACGCUUCCACUCGCCUUGCCGCCGGACGCACCAGACUUGACCGCUCCUCCUUCUGAUCCUGAGGCCGAAGCUCUCAUCGAAUCAUUACGAGCUUCUCUCGCUGCCGCUCAACAAACCAUAUCCACCCAGACUACUCGACUAUCGAGCUUAUCCGAUGUCGAGACUGAAUUGAGUCAAUUGAAAGAUCAAUAUGCCUUUCUAUCAGCGGCAAAGGAAGCUGUGGAGUCGCAAUUACAAGAAGAGAUCAAGAAGAGGGAAGUCGCCGAAGAGAAUGUAGAGAUGUUGAGAGGGCAGGUCGAACAGGCUAGAAGAGGAGUCAUGGUCUUACAGAAACAGGAAGCAGAUAGGAAAAGGAUGAGUAUAAUCUCUGGAUAUUCCACCGCUGGAGGUGUAUUGGGUUUAGGUUUGAAUGGUGAGGAAGAAAUCCUGAAUUCGACCUUAGGAGAUAGCUCUAGUAUGAAUUCGAGAGACAGUAAAUUGGUCAAGAGACAAUCAAUAAUGAGAUCACACAGAAGACAAUCAAGUCAAUCUGAACCUUCACUCGACCAACUGCAUGAACGAGGAACUUCAUUAGUCACUUCCCCAAAUAUGCAAAACCCCCGCGAAGCUGGUAAUACCCUUAGACCAAUUGGACAAGGAGGAUUGAGAGAAUUGCGAUUAGGUCAUUCACCUUCUUCAGCAACUAUCCCAACUGCCACUCUACCUUCGCCCAAUGUCCCACUUACUAGUAGUAAUCCACAUCAAUCUGGAUACUUUGACGACCAAGCUUCUGAACCCCCUUCAUCUGAACAAUCCAAAACGACCGAAUUACCAUCUAAGAAAGAGAUUGAGGCUAUUGAAGAAGCCACCAGACUUCGAAAUGAAUUACUGGCGUUACAGAACAAGUUGGACGAAAGUGAAGAAGCUAGAAUAGCAAGUGAAUCAUGUUUGAAAGCCUUACGGGAAUUCAUGGCUCAAGAUCCCAAUGCUGGUCCAUCAGGAUCUGGAUCGGGAUUGAAUGAAGGAGGAGAAAUGACCAUGUCAACUGCAGAACUGUUGAAAGGAAUAAGAUUACCUCCUUUACCUACUGAUAGAGAUGCGGAUGAAGAGCAGAGAAACGCAGAAGCUGAAAGGGCGAAACUUGCUCCUGCUACGGGAGGAUGGGGUUUCAAGUUAUGGAAUGCUAAAUCGAGUCCAUCAGUAACUCCGCCUGGGAAAGAGUUACCUCUUGGAGCGGUAUCACCACAGCAGAAAACAUUAUCACCUAUCGAAAAUCGUUCUAGAGCAGGAUCGACGGCUACUGUCUCGCCUAUGCCUACCGCUACGGAUGAUGUUUCAACACCCACAAGUGGAUUGACAAGUUCGACGACUGUUAGUUCGCAAACACCUUUAAGUAGUUUUGUAUCUAAUUGGACAAAAGGAGUGACCAGCCCACCUACUACCGCAUCUACUUCUUCACCUCAGACUGAACGACCGAGCAGUACGAGGAAAAUUAGCGUCACCAAUUUUUUCUCUCGAGGUGCCAAGAAAGAGGUGCAAUCUUCUACUACACCUGAAGCUGUUAAGGAACAGGGAGAAGAGAAGGAGUUACCUACUCCACCUACUGAGUUGUUGUCAGAUGAUAGAUCAAAGGUCAGCCUGGAACCUAGUCCCGAAAUCAGUACGAGAGAGUUGCUAUUUGAUGAUUCCAAGCGAUACUCCAAGGGGACUAGUGGGACUACAGUGACGGAACUUGAGGAUGAGUUGGGUACACCCCAUAGUAGCUUAAAGGGCGUGGGUGUUGGGGUGGAGGAUGAGGUGAGAGAUGAUGGCGAUAAAGGGAAAGACAAGAUGGAGGAGGUCGCUUUGUGA
This is a messenger RNA of Kwoniella botswanensis, 1902 nucleotides long. RefSeq lists its product as uncharacterized. The record is from RefSeq and is a predicted model, not a curated record. The transcript has a single exon. NCBI's taxonomy places the organism in Eukaryota, Fungi, Basidiomycota, Tremellomycetes, Tremellales, Cryptococcaceae. The coding region runs from base 1 to 1902 and encodes 633 amino acids.